ACGUUCGGAGCCAGAAUUUACGAGGAGCACGCAAACGCAUCACGUUCAUGUUGCCACAGUGAACAAGUGGGACCCCUAGCGACCGGAGCCCGUUAUUGGUUUUCCCCACGGAUGAGAGGAUGAGGCCGGAGUCCGGAGAGAGGGUGAUGCUGUCUUGUCAUCCGUUUGUCACCGACGUUAGUGAAUGACAGCAGCAUGAACAUGACGACAUUUUGAAACACGCGCCGGUAAGACUCGACUAUCUCCGCGCUGUGUUCGCGUCGGUGUAGCACGAUGAUGGCGUCCGUCUGCACAGAGGAAGACGUGCAGGAGUUCCUGAUGGAGAGAGGAGGGAGGGUCCGACAGAUGGAGCUGAUCGAUCAUUUCCUAUCAGAUCUCGGGGGAAAUGACCCGUCGAAGGAAGGGGUGGAUCGCGAGGUCCUCAAACGUGUUGUGGAGAGCGUGGGGUUCGUGAAGGUGGAGGACGGCGUGAAAUUUGUUUGUUUAAACGCUGACGGUCACCCAGAGUCGAUGAUGCGUGUGGACGUUGAGUGCAACGGGAAUAUCCACGAGCCAGUGGACAACAGUGUCAACGGCAACCACGAAAACAGAGAGCAAACAGGUGAAUCCAGCCCACCUGGUGCAAACCCGGAUAAUGACAGACAGUCGAAUGGCAACGGGCAACCUGCAACCUCCUCCCAGAUAAAGAUGAAUGCCGCAACACCAACCUCGGGAGGCAGAGGAGAGGUGAAGCUGAGGGACAGGAGGAGGCGAGAGUCGGCCCCAAUUAUAUCUGGGAUGCCAGAUUUGGACCAGGCUCACCCUGGUUGGUUCCACAGUCAACAAGUGAGAGCAGCACGAAGGGUUUCCAAGGGCUCCCAGCGGGCCAUGCUGACCAGCUGCCUGUCUGAAGACAGUGCCCUGGAAGGUUUUGGUCCAGUUGGAGAUAUCAACACGCCUAAAGGAAGUCGCAGGAACUUCAUAGAGCUGAUGAUGAGUAGUUCUCCUCAGGUUCGGAGGUCUCUGAUCGACCGCGGCUCACGCCUCCGAGACUCACUGAAGAGCGACGGCGAUUCUGUAUCAAUCGUCUCAUCAGCCACCGAUGAAGACUGUGCCUCAGUGACUCUGGACCCACUGGAGCAUGAGUGGAUGCUGUGUGCCUCAGAAGGCCUAUGGGAAAGCCUGCACUCCCUGUUAGCUGUCGAACCCAGCCUGGUGACCAAGAGAGACUUUGUGACCGGCUUCACUUGCCUCCACUGGGCGGCCAAGCAAGGCAAAGCCGAGCUGCUCUCCCAGCUGCUGGGCUUCGCCAAGGAGAAUGCUAUACCGGUGAAUGUAAACGUGAGAUCAAGUGCUGGAUACACACCGCUACACCUGGCAGCCAUGCAUGGACACACACAGGUGGUUCGGGUAUUGCUGUCAGACUGGGAGGCAGACCCCGAGGCUCGAGACUACAGCGGCAGACGAGCCAUCCAGUAUCUUCCCCCGCCACUGGCUGCGGACCUGCAGGACGAGGGACUGGUCACCUCACCGGGGACUGAGUCAGACAGCGAAAACACCGGUGGCAGCAGUGGUGGAAAAGGGCGUGCGUGGAGGUUUCCUCGAGUCCUGCCAGGCAAUCUGAACCCUCUGCGGCUGCUGAAUCCACCGGCUGAGGCGGCGGAGGAGGGAGCCGGGAUUGUGAAGACGAAAGGAGAGGGCAUGCAGAGGAAGUCGUCUCUGAGCCGCUUGAACGCCAGGCUGCACAGGGGGCGCCACCGAGCUCAGAUCAUCCACAGCGCCUCAUUUCGGGACACGGGGGAAUUUGGGAGAGGAGAGGAGCUUCCCAGCAGUCCGCUUCGAACCAGACCCCUGUCCAAUCUGUUUGGGUGAAACACCGGUCUGAACCAGCAGUGCAUCAUUUUUCAAUCAGUCUGACAUUGUUUUGAUUCACAGGAUAAAGUUUACUGACUCAUAAACUGACAGGUCCAUGACCACAACUAAUCAUACAUAUCUUAAAUAUGGAGUCAAGCUGUUUUCUAAGGUUUAUUAUAAUAUAUUUUUAAGGGAAUAACCACAUUUGUUGUUUUUCUAAAAAGAUUAUAACUUAUUUUUGUUCCUGUUGCAGGUGUUCGGCUCAUGGUGAUCACUACCUGGGAGACACUGUUCAUGUAGAUUGUAUGUUUUUUUUUCCCAUUUUCUUAAUUUAUGGGAUGGUGGGUUUAUUGAAUCCAUAGGCUCCGUUUUAGAGCAGGUAGCAAAUACCACACCAGCUUUUUUUAUUAUUAUUAUUAUUAUUAUUAUUAUUAUUAUUAUUAUUUAAUACUCAACACAAGAAUAAUAUUGACACAAACACUAAAGCACCAAGUAGGAUUGUAUUGAGUUUUCAUGGUAGUUUUGAGUGACAAUGGUGAGAAACACAAAAACACUUGGCUUGAUUUCACAGUUUCUUUUUUCUUUUUUAAAUAAAAUAAUAUAUUCCUAAACCUCAUUUUCUAUAUCCCAACCUCCUCUGAUUGUAAGGUGCUGACUUUUUUCCAGUGUAUAAUAACAGUAAUAGGAGUUCAUUUUAAAUUGAAGUAGCACAUUUUAAUUUUCAAACUCUUUGUAAAUGCAGAAAUAUGGUCUGUCCAAAUAUCUCUGUACAGACGUCAUGUUUGCACUCGUCACUUUGAAGAUAGUAGGCGACACUGGGAGAAAACCCCUUGUGCUGAAACCACAGCUGUUUUUGGUCCACGUCACACCGACAGUGUGUGUUUAAAAUUGUAUGCACAGCAGAAGUGGGCAACCAAACUGUUUUGCCGUUAUAUAGCUAAUCUACUGCAAACUGUAUCUUGAAGUACAAAUGGAGACUGUUAUUUUUCUAUAUCUUUCACUCUCAACAGUGUAAUUUACUCUGACAGGGGAAUGUUUCCAGGCUUCCGUCGUAGCUGUAGUUUCGGGUAUUUGUUUCUAUGAAUUUCAUAGUUUGACGUCACCUAUUUCCCAUGGAAUACAUGCAUGAUUUAAAUGAGAAUCAGUUGAGGGUUAAGCUCUGAACAGUUGAGAACAUAGAUACUCAGCAUGGCACUGAUCAGAUUAAGAAUAAAUACGCCAGCAAACCUGCAUCAUUUUACAUUUAGUGUAAUGUUGCCAUGUGUAUUGACCUCUUUUGUCAUGUCUUUUUCAUCUGUGAAUAUUAAAUGAGUAGAUCUAAAUGUGCUCCAAGCUGAAAAGCACACUGACUUUUUAACAGUUUUCCCAAAUAUGUGAAUCUUUCAUACUCGACGACACUUCCUAGAUUACACGAAUGUUCCUUUUGUAAGCUUUAUUCUGAAAUCGUCGUGUUUCCUGUAAUUGUAAGACUGACACUUUUGAUGUAGACAUAUAUGAUACAGAUGUGCUAUGACAUCACUUUUUCAACCGCAUGAACAUAAGAGUCUGUCUCAUUUGUGAAAUACUGUGACGUGAUUAUCUGGUGUGAAAACACGGUUGCCCCUGUCAUAUUUCUCAUCCUUAAAUGUGAUAAAGCAAUAAGAAUUUGCAUCAAA
This is a messenger RNA of Solea senegalensis (Senegalese sole), 3488 nucleotides long. RefSeq names its product sosondowah ankyrin repeat domain family Ca (gene sowahca). Gene Ontology annotation, molecular function: protein binding. NCBI's taxonomy places the organism in Eukaryota, Metazoa, Chordata, Actinopteri, Pleuronectiformes, Soleidae. The transcript has 4 exons. Bases 274 to 1851 code for a protein of 525 amino acids. The record is from RefSeq and is a predicted model, not a curated record.